AUCAAUCUGAAAAUUCUGCUAUCAUGUCUUCAAACAAAAAGUGCGUUCAUUUAACAGAUAAGGACUCUGUCGCUCGUAAAAGAGAAGUCAGAUCUGCUAAAUGGAGUAAAGUUCUUCUGAUAGUUGUUGGUGUUUCUCUUGUUUUUGCUCUGGGUGUCAUCUGUGUUCUCAGUUUACUCUAUGCGGGUAAAUUCGGACUGUGUGACAAAGUUAAAGACUGUCUGUACUCUUGUACUGAUUUCAGUGCUUCAUCUUGUAAGCUUUGUGAAGAGGGCUGGACACCACACAGUGGAAAGUGUUAUUUCUUCUCUUCUGUAAAUAAGACAUGGUUUGAGGCUCGUAAUUUAUGUGCUGCAUCAAAAGCUCAUCUGGUCACCAUCAACAGCAAAGCUGUACAGGUCUUCCUGGUGUCUAAAAUUAAAGAGACUCACUGGAUCGGUCUUAAUGAUCAGAAGACUGAAGGUCGAUGGGUUUGGGUGAAUGAUCAAACUCUUGAAGAGGCCGGAGUAAAGUUCUGGUUCAGUAACCAGCCGGAUAACUGGACUGGAGAUAAUCCAUCUGGAGAGGACUGUGCCUGUCUGGGAUUUAAUCGUGAAUUUUUAAAAUCUUGGUUUGAUGCAUCUUGCGAAUACAAGAAAAAGUUCAUCUGUGAAAAAAAAUUCAUUGCACUUUAGUGAUGACUGUAAUGACAGUCUCGAUCUUCUA
Molecule: messenger RNA, 705 nt
Organism: Misgurnus anguillicaudatus (oriental weatherfish)
Lineage: Eukaryota; Metazoa; Chordata; Actinopteri; Cypriniformes; Cobitidae
Source: RefSeq, a predicted model, not a curated record